AUGCCUGUGUGCACACAGGUGUGCCAUGCCCACCACCUGCACCCAGGAGUGUACCAUGCCCACCACCUGCACCCAGGGGUGUACCUUGCCCACCACCUGCACCCAGGAGUGUACCAUGCCCACCACCUGCACCCAGGGGUGUACCUUGCCCACCACCUGCACCCAGGAGUGUACCUUGCCCACCACCUGCACCCAGGAGUGUACCGUGCCCACCACCUGCACCCAGGGGUGUACCGUGCCCACCACCUGCACCCAGGGGUGUACCAUGCCCACCACCUGCACCCAGGGGUGUACCGUGCCCACCACCUGCACCCAGGAGUGUACCUUGCCCACCACCUGCACCCAGGAGUGUACCAUGCCCACCACCUGCACCCAGGGGUGUACCGUGCCCACCACCUGCACCCAGGGGUGUACCGUGUCCACCGCCUACACCCAGGAGUGUACCGUGCCCACCUCCUGCACCCAGGGGUGUACCGUGCCCACCGCCUGCACCCAGGAGUGUACCGUGCCCACCUCCUGCACCCAGGGGUGUACCGUGCCCACCGCCUGCACCCAGGGGUGUACCGUGCCCACCGCCUGCACCCAGGAGUGUACCGUGCCCACCUCCUGCACCCAGGGGUGUACCGUGCCCACCACCUGCAUCCAGGGGUGUACCGUGCCCACCUCCUGCAUCCAGGAGUGUACCAUGCCCACCACCUGCACCCAGGGGUGUACCGUGCCCACCACCUGCACCCAGGAGUGUACCAUGCCCACCUCCUGCACCCAGGGGUGUACCGUGUCCACCGCCCACACCCAGGGGUGUACCGUGCCCCCUACCAGCGCACAGGGGUGUACCAUGCCUGCCGCCCACACACAGGGGUGUACUGUGCCCACCGCCCGCACUCAGGGUCGUACCGUGCCUGCCACCCAUACACAGGGGUGUACCGUGCUGGCAUGCACACAGGUGCACGGUGCUGA
Molecule: messenger RNA, 957 nt
Organism: Chelonia mydas (Green sea turtle)
Lineage: Eukaryota; Metazoa; Chordata; Testudines; Cheloniidae
Product: histidine-rich glycoprotein
Exons: 1
Coding region: 1-957 (318 amino acids)
Source: RefSeq, a predicted model, not a curated record